AAUGAACGAACUAUGGAUACAACAAUCACUGGAGGCAGCUCUCAUUGGCCAUGCUGAAUGGCAGAAGCCAGACACAAAAGAACCAACACGUACGGUUUAAGUCUGGAUGAAAUGAGAGCUUUGACAAAUCAGCGAGUGAAGUUUGUCCUAAGUCUCCCUCUGUUAAAGCGUGUAUUCCAGGAACAGGAAGAAAGAAGGAGGAAUUUCAUCAGUCGAAGCCUUGCCCUGGCAGAAGUUGUCUGCAUAGCGGACACGGCCACCUGUGUGAAGUGUGGAAUCAUUUCUUUCCUAUUUGGCGGUACCAUCCUCAAUCUUGGAAGUUCUGAACAUGUUAUCAAGUGGUAUCAGCAGCUCAAGGAGCUGAAGUGUACCGGGAUGUUUGCAAUGACUGAGAAAGGCCAUGGGAGCAAUGUGAGACAGAUCCAGACUGAGGCCACCUUUGACCUUGACAAUCAGGAGUUCGUGAUUGACACGCCGUGUGAAGAUGCCCAGAAGAUGUACAUCGGCAACGCCAUGGAUGGGAGCUGUGCUGUCGUCUUCGCCCAGCUCAUCAUCGAGGGAAAGUCGCAAGGGCCCCACUGUUUCAUCGUUCCUAUCAGGGAUGAGCAUGGAAACUUGUAUCCAGGGGUGACAGCUAUUGAUAUGAUGCAUAAAGAAGGUCUGAACGGUGUGGAUAACGGAAUUUUGAUGUUUGACAAGGUUCGGAUUCCAAGGGAGAACCUGCUGGAUAAGUUUGGUUCUGUGGCUCCAGAUGGACAGUACUAUUCACCCAUUCAAAACAAGAGUACAAGAUUCAAUGCAAUGCUGGCAACGCUCACCUCUUCAAGACUGGCAGUGGCUUUCAACGCCAUGAGUACCAUGAAGCUUGGACUGACGAUAGCCAUCCGCUAUAGCCACAGCCGAAGGCAGUUUGGGCCCAAGGGCAAAGAAGAGGUGCGGAUCAUCGAGCACCAGAUGCAGACGCUCAGGCUGAUGUCUCACCUGGCCACCGCACUGGCCCUGACCUUCACAAGCAGGCAUGCAGCUUUCAUCCUGGAUGAAAACAUCUUCCAGGGGAGGGAGCUCAUCAACAGUCGCUCGCUACAGGCUCUGAUGGCGGGUCUGAAAGCCUACAGUACCUGGGAGACCAUCAGCUGCCUACAGGACUGUCGCGAAUGCACCGGAGGCAUGGGUUACAUGAUGGAAAACCAAAUCUCAGGCCUGAAAUGUGACACGGACGUGUUUGUAACCUUUGAAGGUGACAACGUAGUCAUGCUUCAGGUUGUGGCCCGGGAACUGCUGGCCCAGUACAACAAGCAGUAUGAGAAGAACCCAAUCUUGGGACUGAUCCAGAACUGGACUGCCACUGCCAGUGACAAGCUGAGAACCAGUUUCCUGGCAUUUAACACUGACACAGUGGGCCAUCUCACCUUUCUGCUAAAAGCAGUGGAUUUUCGAGAAAGGGUUCUUCAGCGGAGUUUGGUGUCCAGGAUUUACUAUAAGGUGGUAACCAAGAAAGGGGAUUUCUUCAGUGCCUGGAACUCCUGCAUGCACCAUAUCACCUUACUGUCUCUGGCACACAUCCACAGAGUUGCAUUAGAGCAGUUCACGCUGGCCGUGAGGCACUGUCCGGACAGGGAGGACCAGGCCUUGCUAAUGAAGUUUUGUCUGUUGUAUGGGACCAAGCUGGUGUUCCAGGAGCGGGGCUGGUACUUAGAACAUAAGUACCUGACUCCCAAGGCCAGCAUGCGGAUCAGGGCUCAGUUGCUGGAUUUGUGCGAGUCCGUGAAGGAUGACGCCCUGAAGGUGAUCUCUGCCUUUAACAUUCCACACACCAACCUCCAUGCACCAAUCGCAGGAAUUCCCAACCCCCGGGCUGCCUGGGCCUUCUAUCCCGCGCCUACGCCAACGCUGGUGCGGGAAGGGGCGCGCUCCCAGCUGUCCAAGCUGUGAGCCAGAGACUAUUAACCAGCAGGGCAAGAAAUGUAGUGGCCCGUCCGCAGCUUGCCAUGGAGUUCCCUUCAAAUACUCCCAGAGCUGGAGCAGGGGCCGAAGUGACAGGUGCACGACCACCAUACUCGGGAGUUUUGGUCAUAUAGAGGAGGAGAUCCGGCUAAGGUUGGCAAGGCUCAGGACAGGUUAGAGGGAGUAGGGUGGGGGAGGGGGGAGGUGCGGGAGAAGGAGACUAGAUGGAAUCCCGGGGAGUACAGUGAUUUACCCUGGUCUGUUAACCUCUCCUGGCCCUUGCCUUGACUUCUCCCAGCCGCUGCGCUGGAUCCUCAGACGAUCCAGUGGUCUUGCCCAGAGCCUGAUGCCACCAAAGACCUUUGCUGUCAUCGGUGACUCAGAUUCCAAGUGACUUCGAAAAACUCUGGUGCUGGGUGAAAAAAAAAAAAUCAAAACAUAAAAAAUCAAACACCCUCGGGCAAAAGGGGCGGAGGAAAGCUCCACCCACUCCAAGUGCGGGCAAAAGUUCAGCAAAGGGUGCUUAGUGAAUCAGACUUGCUUCCAGCUCUGCUAGAAAACGGGCUGACGAGAGAGAGGGGAGCGUGAUCCUGGAGUCGAGCUGGUCUCACCAGGCACUGGGUCACCAGCUGGUUGGAGCUCUGCGGUCCUUGCCGCCGUCGCCGUCACCGGAUUCCUGCAGUCUCUCUGCGAACCGUGCCCCACUUGCAUCUGCACAACCGCUGCUGCUCCCCCGCCGCCACCGCCUCGGCGCCCUUCCCCUGGCCCUCGUCCCCCCAAUGUCUGACUCUGAUUCUCGGACUGAGAAACGCAAG
Molecule: messenger RNA, 2759 nt
Organism: Myodes glareolus (Bank vole)
Lineage: Eukaryota; Metazoa; Chordata; Mammalia; Rodentia; Cricetidae
Source: RefSeq, a predicted model, not a curated record